AUGAUGGAAUUCGGAUGGGGCACGACUGGCAACGAAGUGGUGCACCAAUUCAAGGAUAGAGUCACCGGCAAGACAUUCUUGAUUACCGGCCCUACUCCCGGAGGUGUUGGCGCCGAAAGUGCCAAAAGUCUCGCGACCGGCAAUCCGAAACACCUGAUCCUGGCUGGAAGAAGUCCGUCCAAAAUCCAGCCUCUGAUCGAUGAGCUCAACGCCAACUAUCCGAACGUCAAAGUGAGCUUCGUACCGCUCGAUCUCUCAAACCUAGACUCGGUCAGGGCCGCCGCCGCUGAUGUCAAGACUCUCCUUGCGGGUGACAAGAUUGAGGUUGUCAUUCUCAAUGCCGCCGUAAUGGCAUGCCCAUAUGCUCUCACUGGACAGGGUGUCGAGCUCCAGUUCGCCACAAACCACCUCGGUCACUUCCUGUUCUGCAAUCUCUUACUGGAAGCCGACCUGAUUCGAGCACGAGUCGUAGUCGUCAGCAGCUUGGCAUCGCAGCGCAAAGCUAGUCUACUGAUGCCUCAUCUGAAAGAUCUCAGCUACGACCAAGGCAAGACAUACGAUCCCACAACCGCAUACAGCGUCUCCAAGGCUUGUAACAUCUUGUAUGCAAAGCGCCUGGCCAAGGUACUGGCACCGAAGGGCAUUUCAGUCUUCAGCCUGAACCCGGGAAGUAUUGCCACCAACCUACAAGCCUACAUAACCAACGAAAUGAGGCAGCGUGCUAUCGAGCAGUUCAAAAUUGAGAACCCUGGCUUCCAGCCUCCGGAGCGCAAGAAUCUACAGCAGGGAUGUUCUACUCAGCUGCGUGCUGCGCUGGAUCCUACCCUUGAGCCAAACUCUGGUGCUUACCUUGACAAUUGCCAAGUCUUGGAGACGGACGAGCACAAAGACGCCGAAGCUUACAUAGAUGAAGUAUGGACGCUCAGUGAGAAGUUGGUUGGGAAGAGGUUUGACUUUCCCAAUUGA
This is a messenger RNA of Exophiala spinifera, 966 nucleotides long. RefSeq lists its product as uncharacterized. The transcript has 2 exons. The record is from RefSeq and is a predicted model, not a curated record. NCBI's taxonomy places the organism in Eukaryota, Fungi, Ascomycota, Eurotiomycetes, Chaetothyriales, Herpotrichiellaceae. The coding region runs from base 1 to 966 and encodes 321 amino acids.